CGUACGAGGGUCAAAAUAGGCAUGCCGUUAAUUAGAGAAAGGCAACCGAUGGCUGCAACUUCACCUCUUUAUUUACAUUAUUAUUCAAUCGCCUACAGUAUGGUGAUAACUGCGUAUGUAUUUGGCUUUGGCGAAUAUAUAUUUUUUCGACUUUCAUGGAUGAUCAAUUCAAAGAAGACACCGUAUUAUGCAUGGUGUGACAAAAGGGCGCGAGAAGUUGUUGGCAAAAAUUUUAUUCAUUAUAUCGUCGUUAUUAUUGGAUUUAUCGCUAUAGCUUUUUUUCAAAUAACUUGCUUUUUUGGUUUAACGAUAUCCGAAAAUUGGAUUCACUGUACCAAAAAAAGUCGAAUUGAUCGCAUGAUUCGUGUUCGUCGGGCACUCUCUUCUAAAAUACGAACAGUUAUGCAAAAAACGAUUUACCCAACAUUUGUAUGCUAUAUGAUGAGUUCAAUGGUUAUAUGGGCAGUUAUUUUUUAUGUCGAUGGUAUACGAGACUCGAUUGAUGAGUUAGCUUCAACCAUAUGCAUAUAUAUAUUCGAUUUUAUUAUGGUUGUGUAUUUUCUUGCAUUUCCAGCUGUCACAUAUAUUUAUCAUCCAUAUGUUCGCAAAAGGACAAGUUCACCCCCAAUUUAUGCAAAUCCUGGCGAUAAUUCUGUGUCAUUGAUGAAUGAUAAUGAAAUACACUGUGGUGGCUCACCAGUUGGAAGUGUUCCUAAUAUUGCUAUGGAAUUAAUUGCUUGUGGAUGGAAGAAUUUUCAGAGUGAAGACUAUCCACCAUCAACUUUUUCACCACCUAAUGUUUCAGGGCAGAGGUUUAUAAGAAACAUCAAAUUAACUGUUACUCUCUAG
This is a messenger RNA of Dracunculus medinensis (Guinea worm), 849 nucleotides long. Lineage: Eukaryota; Metazoa; Nematoda; Chromadorea; Rhabditida; Dracunculidae. The record is from the annotation of a GenBank genome assembly.